UAUGACUGAGGUUUAGGGGCGAUAUAAUUUAUCGUUCGCUUUACGUGCGCUUGCCGUCUGUUUGUUAGCUGACGAUUCUCGAACAUAAACACUCUUCAUCUGUGGGUUUGUUGUGAACCGAUUCCGGUUGAAAACCUUUUCGGUGGAGAAGUUCACUUUUUCAAAGUUAAGUUAUUCACCUUUAGAAGGCCUCAGAGAGAAAUUCCUUAGGAGUAAGUGAGCUUUUCGCUUCAGUAACAGAAAGCUUCGUCAUGUCUAAGAAAGAAGAGAAAGAAACGAAAAAAUCUGUUUCUAUUUUCUCGUUAUGGCGGUGCUGCAUAGGCGCAGAGACGAACAGACCAAAAGUACAGAAGAAAUCUGUGGCUAAAGACCAGCCAGACGCCCCAACAGAAGAAGGGAAAGAAGCCUUGGAAGACAAGGGAAACGCUGUCAGCACUAAUGACUUGGAACUUGAAUAUGUUCCAACUCAGCCGGAGUCGGCGCCCGUGGUGUCACCAAGCGAUGAUUAUAGACCCAGCUAUGAGGAAGCGAAUACUGCAUCGACAGCGCCGUCGACUGUGGGGAGCGAGGAAGAUUCCUCCUUAAACGCCCCUGCGAGUAUUCAAGUUAUGCAAGAGAACGGCGCUCCAUCGAAGAUUAACAGGGAAAUCGGGACGGGCGGACGGCUUAAUCUGCAGUUUGUGUAUGAUCCCGCACCAUCCAAACUGACCCUGACUCUACUGGGAGUUGAAUUCCCUCCGUUCCAGAAGUGGAAGAUGGAUGAUUUGGAGGUGAGUUGCACUCUAUUGCCGAUACAUCAGCACAGUUUCCGUGCGCGUCCAAAGAAAUUUAAGGAUCCCUUUACCAUGACUCUGACACCAAAAGAGAAAAUCAAAACAAUGUCCCUCAGAUUUCGUUUGUAUAACCACCGUGCCAUGACCAAGCAUUUGAUCGGUCAAGGAGUUGUAAGCCUUGGAGAAAUCAGCCUCAGUCUGCAGGCGGUUAAAAUCGCCUUGGAUCUGAAUAUUCCCGAGACCUACGCCAUUGAUUCCCGCUACAUAGAGUCUGUCACGGGCGCCAGCGGGCAGACAUCGCCAGAAGAUUCCAAACCUGAAAUUUUACUCUCUCUGGAGUACCGUUCUUUGACAAGAAAGCUGAUUGCUGAAGUUAUCAAAACCCGCCAUCUUGGUCUCCUCAACAAUUCCAAACCGCAAGACAUCGCUGUUGAAAUGAAGCUGAUCGGAGAUAACAACCAACUGUUACGCGUUUGUCGAACCUCGCUGAAGAAACACGUUAUUGAUGCAGAAUUCAACGAGAUGUUUAUGUUUCGCGUGACAUACGACAAACUGGCCAGCAUCGCCGUGGUUUUCACGCUAUUCCGUAUGACGGAGAGGCGAGGAAAGAGAGAGAAUAUUGGAGAAGUUUGCUUUGGAAAACAGUCCAGUAGUCAUGAGCAGCAAAACCAUUGGAAUCAAGUCGUGACGGGAUCUGAGCGAGUUGUCACGCAAUGGCACCCACUCUUUAAAUAAGAAUUGCAAAGAAUGCUUUGAAUGCACUCAUUUAAAGGGAGGAACAAGAACUGUGGAGAGUUUGCAGUAUGGUUGAAAUCUAACUAUAAUGGUUAUUUUUAAUGUCUAAAAUCAUACAUAUCUUAUGGAUAAGUCGGUUAGGCAUUGAUAAAAAUUUUUUCCAUGUGCAUAUAAUAUCCAUCAUCAUAUUUUUAAUUUUUACAACUUAAAUAAACUGCGCAUGUAUUUAUACGUGAAUUAGCUGCAACGACAAAAUAUGCGGGGCAUGAUCAUAUUCAACCUUUUCCUCUUCAAACUUAAUUUGUAGACUGGGUAAAAAAAAGCAUCAAUGUCUUUCAGUAGUUCGCAUUUUCGCGUCAAAACGCAGACAUUUUGUAAUCAAUUUGUUCGUCUCCAAAUUUUUGCGAAAAGUUUUAGUGAAACCACGGCAUCCGUGUUUAAUAAGAUUCUUACAGUGUUUUUUGCUAUUUGAUGAAAUAUAGUAGCUACUGAAUUAAAGGGUAGUUGAGUCUGUACUCUAAAUGCAACGUUUCAAGGCUAUACUUUUGGGUGACAAUUUUUAAUCACGUGCACGAUGCGAUACCACUUCGUCUUUUAUGGAAAAAUAUUCCGUAAGAUGUUUGCACUCUGAUUGGCUGUGAAGACACAUUUGUAUUUCUAGAAUGCACGAUAGACUGUUCAAUGAAUAGUUUCUGUCAGCUGACAGUUGAUGUGGGACAAAGCCUCGAUAAAACAUUGACAGCACGGAAUGCAUCAUGGCACGAACCCUUGGUUGUAUAUCGAUCGAUAUAACAGACUUACCAACUGGUAUUUUCAAAUAUUUUUCAUUUUCCGAUCAGUCGAUUUUGCACGAUAGGUAUGGUUUUACUAAUGAAUGGCAAAGCAAAUUAUCUUCGGCAAAGAAUGCUGAGUGGCAACAGAAAAAGAAAGUUUCGGUUGCCGAUGAGAACCAGUGUGAUUUUUAGUGAAACGAUCAAUCCGUCUUUUCUUAUGGAUGAAAUCGGAUAAAAAAAAGUACACGAAAGCAUAUUUUUACUCGUGUAUCUACGAAAAAUGAUCAGUUUAUAUACAGGGAAAAAAUUGAAAAUUGUUCCUUUUUCAGCCAAGUAUUGGUCAGCGCCUGUGAAACUCACUAACAGCAUCACGCUGUCACAUUAAAGCAUAUCUUUCUUUCCCAAAAAUUUGAGAUCAAUUUUAUUCGUCUAAAGAUCGGACUAGUUUACGAUCACGAGAAAGUACAAUAUGUUUGCACUUGUUAUUAAUUCAAAUUGUUUCUCAUUCGACAGUUUCUCUGUACAUAAUUUUGUAACUAGAUAGACUGGUGAGACCAAGUCUGAGCUGUAAUAUGACAUUUUAGCUUUUUUAGGCUUUUACAUGGAAUACGAGGCACCAUUUAAAGGAGUACUUCAAUAAAAAACCGUUUGCAUCUUUUU
This is a messenger RNA of Stylophora pistillata, 2941 nucleotides long. RefSeq names its product synaptotagmin-14. Gene Ontology annotation, molecular function: phospholipid binding. The record is from RefSeq and is a predicted model, not a curated record. NCBI's taxonomy places the organism in Eukaryota, Metazoa, Cnidaria, Anthozoa, Scleractinia, Pocilloporidae.